This is a messenger RNA of Scophthalmus maximus (turbot), 2136 nucleotides long. RefSeq names its product stomatin (EPB72)-like 2 (gene stoml2). NCBI's taxonomy places the organism in Eukaryota, Metazoa, Chordata, Actinopteri, Pleuronectiformes, Scophthalmidae. The record is from RefSeq and is a predicted model, not a curated record. The coding region runs from base 142 to 1191 and encodes 349 amino acids. Gene Ontology annotation, cellular component: membrane. The transcript has 10 exons.
UUUCUCAGCGUUGCACACGUGAUGCAACUCUUCGUUUCCUGAUUGGCGAGGGGUCACACAUGAGCGCAGAGUUUUGGACAUUCUGCCGUGGAAGAGGCUCAAUCUUAUCGCUUUCCACCGUCGCUUUGCAAAGUUUGAGUCAUGUUACGGACGCUGUUUCGAGCCGGCGGCGCCAUUCUGCAGCAAACCCAGAGGACAGCGCCGAGGUUGUGGGUAACACCGGCGCAGCAGCGAUGGGCGUCCAGCUUGCCCAUGAACACCGUGGUCCUGUUUGUGCCCCAGCAGGAAGCCUGGGUGGUGGAGAGGAUGGGCCGCUUCCACCGCAUCCUAGAGCCGGGUUUAAAUUUCCUCAUACCCAUACUUGACCGAGUUCGCUAUGUGCAAAGUCUCAAAGAGAUUGUGAUUGAUGUCCCAGAGCAGUCGGCAGUAAGUCUUGAUAAUGUAACACUACAGAUUGAUGGAGUGCUUUACUUAAGGAUCCUAAACCCUUUUAAGGCCAGUUACGGUGUCGAGGAUCCAGAAUAUGCCGUCACACAGCUGGCCCAGACCACCAUGCGUUCAGAACUGGGCAAACUCACACUGGACAAAGUGUUCAGGGAGAGGGAGUCCCUCAAUUCCAACAUGGUCCACUCCAUCAACCAAGCUUCAGAUGAUUGGGGAAUUCGUUGCCUCCGGUAUGAAAUCAAAGAUAUACACGUUCCACCACGUGUCAAAGAAUCCAUGCAGAUGCAGGUGGAGGCUGAGCGCAAAAAGAGAGCCACGGUGCUGGAGUCAGAGGGGACAAGGGAGGCGGCCAUUAACGUUGCAGAGGGUCGAAAGCAGGCUCAGAUCCUGGCCUCUGAAGGUCAAAAAGAAGAGCAGAUCAAUAAAGCGGCUGGUGAGGCUCAAGCUGUCUUGGCAAAAGCUGAGGCAAAAUCCAAGGCAAUCCGUCUAUUGUCAGAUGCUCUGGCUGAGCAGAAUGGAAAUGCAGCAGCCUCGCUAAGCGUGGCCGAGCAGUACGUGUCUGCGUUCUCGAACCUCGCCAAAGAGUCCAACACCAUCCUUCUGCCGUCUAAUACUGGUGACAUCAGCGGGAUGGUCACACAGGCCAUGACCAUUUACAGCACGCUGGCAAAGACGACCCCACGCAUUGCAGAAGCGGUGGAGGAGAAGUGCGAUGAGACUCAGGACCAAUCGGCAUCGACUCAUUAGCAGAGGACUAAAAAAAUGAACUCAAAAAGUAGUGAACGUCACAGAACCGGGGCGGAAGCUAUUUAUGAUGAAGCUAUCGGGGACUCCCAAGUUCCUUCUACUGACAGAAGGAGAAGAACUGCCAACUUAAUAGACUCCUCCAAUGUCUUACUCUGGGAGUGUUCGAAAAAAAUCUCAUCUUUCGUCCAAGGAUUUCGUAGUUUUCACCGACUUCUGUUUAUGUUCAGUUAAUUGUCAAAUUGGGAUUAAACCCCAAGACCGCACAGCUAUUAGAUAUAUUUGUAAACAUCCAGUCCCGUUUAAUUUUUUCUCUGUUACAGAGCUGCCCCCCACCCAUUUUUUUUCCAGUUAUGUGGGUUCAUUAGUGUUAAUGGGUUAAUCACAGUCAGCUAAGCUGAGCCAUCUGCUUUAAUGUGGUGUGUUAACAGAUAUCAGUGAUGGUUCUUCAGCAGCUCUGGGACCAGCAAUGUUGAGCCGCUGGAUGUGAUGUCUCAGGCCCGUGUGUGGUCAAAAUAUUAUCGCCCUGACAAAGCUCAACCAAUCGUUGCUUUAAAAAUAGUCUCGAGAAGAUAUGAUAUUAUUCAGAAAUAAUUCCUUCUCAAUAAUUAGUGCACACAAACAGCCCUAGAAAUAAAUGUUCACCUUCUCCUCCUAGUUAUUUUGUCCUCUUAUGUCUUAUGGAAUAUACAAUAGGUUGGUAAAUUUCAUGGUUUCUCUGCAAAGAUGACAAUGUUUUUCAUUUCAUAGGUUUCUGUGACGCAAAAUGAAAUUGGCACAGAAGACUUUACUGGAAGUUAACGAUAUGUUGGGAAGAAAAUGUUGUGAAGCACUUAUUUUAGAAGGAAAUAAUGUGAAACAAAUUCAAAUGUAAUCUGUGGGAUAAAAAUGCCUUGAUGAAAAACUCCCAUCAUAAUAAGAAUGAAUAAAAAAAGUUGAGUUGGUGAA